UAGACUCGUCUGAAUUAUUGCCGUCUCCUUGCAGACACAUCACACGCUGUGCUAAUCACUGACCAUCACAGCGCAGCUUCAUUCAAACUGUAGACGCCACCUUCAGCGCCCUCGUUCAUCACCCCACCUCAGCGCGGUUCAUGGCUGUUGUCGUACCCUGUAAAAAUGGCAAGGAUACAUCAUGCACGUCCGCUACAACAGCAGGGCACUAGUCGCGCUAUGGCGAUUGAAAAGAACCGUGCCGCUGUGAAGACGAAGAAGCCGUAUAAGAUUGUACUCGAGGCCGUCACGCAAGAGAAGAAGAAGUUGCACUCCAUCCUCACCUAUGCUGCAAAUGCCCCCAAAGGCUUCGGCUUCGUUCCGGCUGGACACCCAGAAAUCACGGAGUGGUGCAAGGAACAGUGUCGCCAACGGAACCUUGACGUGCACGUCGUCUCGGCCAAGCCAAAGAACAAGACCCACGCAGACCCCGAGAAGCUGUCGCACCACGUCCACCGUAUAGGGCAUCACUUUCCUCUCGAAAUCAUACAGCUCGCUUGUAGCAAGUUCGGCUACGAAUACAGCGAAGAGGGCGGUCUCCGCAAGACUACAGCUGCUGAUCGAGAGAACUGGAUACAACAACAAGUGGAAAGCUAUUCAACAAGACAGGCACUUCAUGGUCGCCCAACCGCUGAGGAAGGCAGUAAAGAUCACAUCAGCGGUGCUGUCCGUGAGAUGUUCCCCAAGAUUCCGGAAGCGGAUCUGUCGUCGAUCGUGAACCAUGCUUUCGAAGAGGGAACAAACCGCGUAGGCAACGCCAAAGAGCUUCCUCUGGCUCGUCGAGUCCAACUCGCUGUUGUUGCUCACAUUCGUCACACGUACACAGACUACGACAAGAUGCUCAAGACCGGCUCUUGGAUGGAAGCCCGCCAAAAGGUUGAGCACGUCUCUCUAGCCAAGCUCAAAGAGUGGCGGGACGAGACUGGCGAACAGAGCAACGAGAUUGAAGAUACUUUUCGCGAGGUCAUUGUACUCGAUGAUGAAGAUGAGACAAGCGAUGGUGACACGCCCGAUGAACGAGAACAGAGCAUGGAGAUUGUGUCCAAUCGCGUGAUCGCCCAGGACAUUCAGCUUGAGAGACAUCCCCAUUACCCGAUCGCCAGCGAUCACGAGCGGAGGCGAGGCCACGGACGGACAAUUUUCGUACACCCAUACCCUCCGCCACCCAUGGCCCGUAGGCCUCAGUAUCCCGCAACAGUGACACGGACAGGUCGUGCGUACGACGAUUCAGCCAGGCCUGAGCCAUUUUACGCUGCUCAUAGCAGACCACCGAUCGACCAGUGAGUACAUUCGCUCGGUGACUGACAGACUAUGCUUACGUCGACAGGCAAUCGAGACCAAACGUGAUCCAGCCCAAGUCGAGACCACCGCCUACCUAUAUGCGUGGUGCCGACGGGCGACUCUUCGAAGUGAGUUUCAGCAUAUCGUUCUGCUAAAGCUCGACAAUAAACGUAUCUUUGCACUUUAAAGCGUGCGCUAACCAUCGUAGCUCAUACCGGU
Messenger RNA from Didymella exigua CBS 183.55, 1539 nucleotides. RefSeq lists its product as uncharacterized. The transcript is spliced from 4 exons. The record is from RefSeq and is a predicted model, not a curated record. Bases 166 to 1323 code for a protein of 385 amino acids. Lineage: Eukaryota; Fungi; Ascomycota; Dothideomycetes; Pleosporales; Didymellaceae.